CAUCUCACAGCCCAACGGCCACGAUGGCUCCAGAGACAUGGACAGCCACAGCCACAGCGCACAUACGCAGUUGGCAAACAUAAAGCGGUACGACAGUAGUGUAUAUCGGGACGGAAAUGCGAGCAUCAGCAACAGCCAGUCUUCGCCAGGCACAGACUUUACGGCUGCCCAGUUGCUACCAGAGGAAGAGAAGGAACCGUUGCGAACGCUGACGUCGGGGAUAAGCAUGGACACGGGCGACAAGUCGACCACGGGAGAUGUGCGGAGUAGGACAGACCUGACCGAUGCAGAGGGUCUACUCUCGAGCAAGAGCAAAGAGGACAGCAGUGGCUUCAGCUUAGAACCGGCCACUGGAGACACCUCCAUUGAGAACUCCGCCGCAAAUGGCCUGGAGUUAAGCCCGGGGCAGGAUGGGGAUGAGCCUGAGCCUGCACCUGCACCUGCACCUGAGAUGGAGAAUGGGACUGGGCCAGAAAAUGGGACUGGGGCGACGGCGGAGGAGACGAGCGCGAAGCUGACGAAUGGAGUGGCUGUGGGAAAGGAUAGGGCAGAUACGAAUACGAAUAAGGCUAUGGCUGGCGAAACAGCGGGAGCCAACGACCCGGGUGGUGUGAAUGGCCAGGGUGCGGGAAAUGAGGCCCAUGGAGAGAAUGCAGGGGAUGUAGAGGAGGGGAAGUCGGUUGCUAAGCAACGGGUGUUGGACGGCAGUGAAGCCGGUGUGGUUGGGGAGAAGGCGCACAAAGAAACGAACGUUGCUGAAAAUGGGGUAAAUGUACCGGAUGCGAAAGAAAACGUAUUUGAAGAGCCUGGCACUGUACCGGAUGGCGCAGGUAGUGAACACGCCACAUACACUCCCGACAACCAAAACGUACACGCAGAGAAAGAGAACGUAAAAGAGUCUGAUGUUAACCACACUGAAGCGCAUACGGGUGCGCAUGUCCGGAAUGAAAGCGAGGGAGAGGAUAAACGGGAUAACACAGAAAUAGAAAUAGAUCAACCGACCAGUUCAACACGCGACGCAAUGAGUCCUGAAGACAAACUUAAAGUGGCGGAUGCGAUCAUUAACACAAGUCCUCUGGUCCUGCAGUCGUCGAAUCACAGUCUCGUCAGUCAUAACAGCAACAAUACAAGCAG
Molecule: messenger RNA, 1134 nt
Organism: Sphaeroforma arctica JP610
Lineage: Eukaryota; Ichthyosporea; Ichthyophonida
Exons: 2
Source: RefSeq, a predicted model, not a curated record